This is a messenger RNA of Pseudoliparis swirei, 909 nucleotides long. RefSeq names its product proteasome 20S subunit beta 11a (gene psmb11a). The record is from RefSeq and is a predicted model, not a curated record. Gene Ontology annotation, cellular component: proteasome core complex. Lineage: Eukaryota; Metazoa; Chordata; Actinopteri; Perciformes; Liparidae.
UUGCAGUUAUGGAUCGAGGAGACUGAAAACAUCUGGAAAAAAUUGGGGAAUCCCACUGACGUUCUGAAUGAAACUUUGCCAAACCCUCUCCCUUUCCACCGGCAGCGACAAGCCAACCACUCAGCGACGGUUCGCAGGCCCUUCCCUCUGUCUCAUGGAACAACAACCUUGGGGUUCAUCUUCCAAGGUGGGGUCAUUGCAGCUGCAGACACAUGGGCCAGUGCUGGGGGACUUGUCGCCUGUCCAGCCGUUCACAAGAUCACCCCGAUUCACUCCCACUUAGUGGUCACCUCCUCUGGGAGCGCAUCGGACUGCAUGCAGUGGGAGCGAAUUUUGGCCAGAGAGAUCCGACUGUACCGCCUUUCCAUAUUCGGCACUGUCAAGCUCCUCUCUUUCCUGCUGCACCCCUUUAAAGGGACUGAAUUGUGUGUGGCUCUCACACUGUGUGGCUGGGAUAAGGAGGCAGGUAACGCCGACUGUGCGAUGAGGUCAGAGGACCCAUACUUGAUUAUGAAUGAUGGCUCCUCGGCUGUUGUCAGUAGCCAAGAUGUCCUUGCAACAGCCCAUUCUGCAUCCCAGAACAGUGGCCCAAAGCUAUAUGUGUGCAGUGAUGGCGCCCGACUGCAGGGGAACGUCUUUACCGCGGACUCAGGCUCUCCUUAUGCUUACGGAGUCCUGAAUGGAGGACUGAGGUGGGGAAUUAGCAAAGAAGAGGCCUUCUCCUUGGCACGAGAAGCUGUGUUCAGAGCCACUCACAGGGACGCCUACUCGGGAAACAGCGUGGACCACUUCUACAUCACAGCCCAGGGGUGGAGCCAAAGAACGAGAGAAGACCUGAGAGAGUAAUUUUACAGAAACAUGAAGAGGAGGGAGAAGAUAGCAGAGGAAAAUAAAAGAGUGACCACAUAA